Messenger RNA from Gigantopelta aegis, 2210 nucleotides. Its product is annotated as protein FAM8A1-like. Lineage: Eukaryota; Metazoa; Mollusca; Gastropoda; Neomphalida; Peltospiridae. The record is from RefSeq and is a predicted model, not a curated record.
AUGGCUGCCAAUGAGGAAAAAAUAUCUGUAGACGAUUCUGCUAAGGAAACGUCAGCAGAAAAUAGGAAUUUCGAAGACGUCACUGCCACAGAUGUCAACAGCCCAUCAAUUAGCAACCCGUGCGACAUGCUGUACGGAAAUCAGGGAGAUGUGCGACCAAGAUAUCGAAAUGCCCGAGAGUAUGCGCAGGCUCUACAACCGUGGCUGUGGCAGUAUCACCAGUACAACAUGAUGAACACAUUUUUCGCGGCUAUGCCACUUUACGCGAUGAACUGUAACCCACCGACUGUCACGCCUUGGACCCAGACGCCGGGUGUGACGCCCUGGACACAGACACCGGGUGUGACGCAACAACCCGACAUACGCAGUGGCUCUGUGAAUGCGCAGAAUGUUCCGAGGGGACAAGCAGGUCGAGAAUACAACUUGCCAUCGUUUUGGAAGAGAGUUGCAGCCGAGUUGAUUGAUUUCACACUUCUGUUCUACGUUAAACUUAUCGUCACUAUCGUAGUCAUGAGAGAGAUGGGUUACUUUAGUGGCACCCAAGUCUCGGAACUGUUCUUUGAUCUGAAUGAAAUGGACUACGACAAGGCCUUUGCCAUUUCAUCGGAGGUCAUUGCCAUGGAGAUAAUAAACAGACUACUCAUAACAGUUUUUGAGACACUAUGUUUACGGAAAGGGAUUGGAACCGUUGGAGCAACACCGGGCAAGAGACUUCUGGGAUUGAAGGUCGUUUCAUGCACUGAUAUUUUCGAAGUUGCAAAUGGAAGGGUAUUUGUUGUUCCUGCUCAAAACAUUGGAGUUGUUAAUGCACUUCUUCGCUCAGUGAUCAAGAACUUCACAAUUGCGUUUUUCUUUCCGGCAUGUCUGACGAUCUUUUUCUUCAAACACAACCAGUACGAUGUCCUCAGCAAAACGAUUGUUGUUCAGACUGUUGAAGGAGAACUGUAACAGUUGACUUAAAGAAGUGUAUUUAAAUAUGUGACCAGCAAACCAGUGAAUACAGGACACAUGCCCGAGUGUGGUAAAUAUGAAACAGACUGAUUAAAAUGUGCAGGUUACACACCACCAUUAAUUACUCCAUGCAGUUCAUUACAAUUUCUGUGUGAGAAUAUAUUCUGUGAAAAAUACACCACCAUUGAGAGGAUCAUGGGACUACUAGUUUUAGGGAGUGCUCUCCCUUGAUGAGUACUGUGUAACAAAAAUCAACAGGUCGACUAUAAACAUUUUCAGUUAGCAACCCUCAUGCCAAAGCACCUCCCCAUGUUGCUGUUAUACAAGUAGCACUAUACCACUUGCACAGUUGUUGUCAGUUAGUACUACAUAUAACAAAAGUUUGUUAAAGUUUGUUUUGUUUAACAACACCACUAGAGCACAUUGAUUUAUUAAUCAUCGGCUAUUGGAUGUAGUGCUAAGAUCGCUUCAUGGAACGGGACCCAGGUCUUUUUCUUUUGCAUCAAAAUAAUUUUUAAAAAGAACAAGUAGAUUGGAUCUCAUCUGAAAUGCUGAAAACUUAUUUUUGUUUAACUUUGGUGUGGAGUUUUCAGCUUGGAAUGGGAAGGACAGGAAAUCAUCAGAUUGUGUAAUGUGUGACCACUGAGCGUGUUUAACUUUGGUGUGGAGUUUUCAGCUUGGAAUGGGAAGGACAGGAAGUCAUCAGAUUGUGUAAUGCAUUACUACUUGGGGGCAGGAUAUUCAUAUGUACAAAAUAUAGACUUUAAAUGCAACAUUUGACUCUUCAUUUUUUUUUACUAGCUGUUGGGCAUGGUAAUAGUAUCACUAGUCAUGGGAGUGGGGCUACCAUUAUCUAGAAGUCCUGAGAUAACUCUCUUUACUAGUGACAUAGUUUGUAUGGUUUUCUCUUGACUAGUGACGUAAUUUGUGUGAUUUUCCCCAUCUGAUCUAUAGUGUACAUACUGAAAACAUUAAAAUGACGUCAUGUAAAUGGCGUCAAUAUUUUCGUAUAAAGUUUGGAAUGUUUAGUGUAGGUAUUUUGUAAGAACCUUUGCAGCACUUACAAGAAAGCAAAAUUAGAAAUAAUACAUGUUGCUCAUUUAUGGAUUAUUGGGAAUACAAAUUGUACAGUAAAAUUAAUUUAAACUACACCUCAUAGUUCAUAAUUUUAUUACGUUAAUUACAACACUCAGUCUAGAGAUUGACAGAAGAAAAACUCAUCCCUAUGUAACCUCAUCAUCCACUGCAGCAAGAUCUCU